Messenger RNA from Astyanax mexicanus (Mexican tetra), 2955 nucleotides. It is a transcript of the gene or95a1, whose product is annotated as odorant receptor, family 95, subfamily A, member 1. The coding region runs from base 651 to 1586 and encodes 311 amino acids. Gene Ontology annotation, molecular function: G protein-coupled receptor activity. The transcript has a single exon. Gene Ontology annotation, cellular component: membrane. Gene Ontology annotation, biological process: G protein-coupled receptor signaling pathway. Lineage: Eukaryota; Metazoa; Chordata; Actinopteri; Characiformes; Acestrorhamphidae. The record is from RefSeq and is a predicted model, not a curated record.
CAUGUCUUAGGGUUUGUAACAGUAUAUGGUUGUUAUCACAUUUUCUCACGCAUUUCUUAUAAAUUAUAGAUUCUGCCCAUCUUUACUCCUCAGUAACUUAACCUUUCUGGCUGUAUUUAUUUUUGUAUUUGUACUUUUCCUGCAGUCCCAAGAUGUUCUGAUUUGAGGUUGUAGUUUGGAAUUUGAUGCAUUGAUUUGAGCCAUUAGGGUGAAGAAGAACCCGAUUAUGAUUACCCUGAACAGACGAGAACCCAGCUAACAAUAUUUGUUUAAUAAAACAUUCAAUCUAUCAAGUUAUCUGGAUGUUCUUAGAGCGUGUUUAUUUAAUGUUUAUGAACAUUUAAGUAACUUUGAUUCAACUUGUGUACAUUUAUAACGUUUAGUUUUGGGAAUUUUACUUUCACUUAAUGUUAGUAUUUGUCUAGCUAGGAGAAAGUAUCUAAUAAAAUGAUGAUACAAACAUAAUUUUGCAACCAUCAAAAUGUCCCAUGUUUUCAGAAUGUAUUUCUGCAACAAUUCAGACAAACCAUCCUAGAACCUUUUCAAAAUGUUCUUUUUUAGCUAGGAGGCUUAUUGUUCUGGUGCACAUAUGUUUCUUUGUUUGUUUUGCAGAAUUGUGGGAACUGAGGCUGUGAAGAAGUUUCGCCACAAUGCAAAAUCAGAGUGAGGUGGCGGUAAACUCAACGACCGGCAAGAACGUGUCUGUGAUUGUGAAGGUUUGCGUGGUCAUCCCGUUCUUCUGCGUCUUCCUCUACUGCAUCAUUCUGAUGCUGCACACCUUCGCCUCCCACCGGCAGUUCUUCGACAGUUCCCGCUAUAUCCUGUUUGCCUACAUGCUGGUUAACGACACGCUGCAGCUGCUCUCCUCCGUGCUGCUCUUCCUCUUCGUCAUGGCCAAUGUCAACUUUGCCAUCGUCUUCUGCGCUCCUCUGCUGUUCCUCUCCACUGCCACCUUUCAGAACGGGCCGCUCAUCCUGGCCGCCAUGUCGCUGGAACGCUACGUGGCCAUCUUCUACCCGCUGCGGCGCCCCGUCUCCUGGAGGCCUGAGAGGAUCUGGGUGAUCAUGCUGAGCCUGUGGCUGGUCAGCUGCAUUCUGCCCACAGUGGACUUCAUCCUGAUGCGCCCCAAAGCCAACGUAGAUGUUUUGUCUACGCCGGUGGUCUGCAAGACCGCGGUCCUCAAUUCCUCACCCAUUCAGACUCUGUUCAAGGUGGUGGUGAACGGGCUCUUCUUCGCCCUGGUGGCCGUGGUCAUCCUCUUCACCUACAUCCGCAUCCUCCUGGAGACACGCAAGAUGCGGCAGGACCGCGCCUCCGUCAUCAAAGCCCUGCACACGGUGGUGCUGCACGGCUUCCAGCUGCUGCUGAGCAUCAUGGUCUUCACCUUCCCCAUUACAGAGAACCUGAUGGUGCUGUACGUCAACUGGGCGCCGGAGCACAUCGCCUUCGCCAACUACUUCUGCUUUGUCUUGGUGCCUCGCUUCCUCAGCCCCCUUAUUUACGGCCUGCGGGACGAGAGCCUGAGGAGCCACAUGAGACGAGCCAUGCCCUGCAGCCAGGCUCGCAUCAGUCCCAAUAAAACAUAAAAAUAAAAGUCAUAUGAUCCAGACAAGCUGCUUUUUAUUUUAUCUUGAUCUUAUCAACUUUUUUUUUUAUUAACAAUUUUUUUUACUGCAAAUAACCUGUCAGACUUUAAAUGCUUCUCUUCACUGUUGAAACUGUUAAGACUCUAAAGGUGCUGUUGCCAUGUUGGUCAGCCAGACCUCUUUCUGUGCCAGUUACCAGAGUCUUUUGAAGGUGUAGAAAACAGUACUCACCGCUCUCUGGCUUUAUCUGUAAUUUCUCUAAUGAAAAGAAUUAUACUUUUAAUAGUUACAGAGUUCUCUGUGUUUCUGUUUCUUUUUCUAGUUAUUAUGAUGAAAGUGUGAAUGUGCUGUGUGUGUGUAAGUGUGUAAAUGCUGCAAAAGAGAGUAACAGCAGUAACACCGUCUGUUCCAGCACUGCUUUACUACAGACAAAGACUUUGGAAACUCUCAAUUUUAACAUCCAUUUCCAAAUCUCUGUUAAUUUCCAUUACUGCUACAGACUUGUGGUAAGCUCCUACCUUAGUGACUUGUUUCAUAUAUGUCACUCGUUUUUAACAAUACAUUUUUCAGUUUUUAAGUUAAUCUUGUUUUCUGUAAAAGCUCUGUCAGUUUACUGCUAACGUUUGUACCAUUUAAGUCCACUGGAUUUUGUACAAUUGCAAAACAGUGGAAUAAGCAUUUUUAGUUCUGUAAAUAUGAGAAACAGCUUAUACUGUACAGAUAAUUUUCAUGCUUUAAAAAAAUGUAUGAUAUUAAAGUGUUGUGCCAAAGCAUUAUCAUCGUCUGUACGAAUUAGGUCCUGAAAUGGAACUUCAAGUGUGAGCAGCUAAUAUGUUCAGAAAUAUUAUUGCUUGCAUUUAAAUAUGUAAAUAGUAAUGUAAAAAGCUUUUAUUUCACGUCAUUUUGGAGCAAUUCUGUUGAUCUGUUUAUGUACCCUCUUCUUGCACAGCCAUGCCUUUGUAAUGUGUGCAGCAUGUGGUUAUAAACAUUGUCUUAUAAAAAAAAAAUGCAUGAAUAUCCCUGUAAACGAUGUGGCAUAUAUUACAUGUCUAAUAUCUUAGUGUACUUUUCUGCAUAAAUGCUGCAUCACAAAAACUUACUGACACCCCCCAAACGUUUCAAUAAUGCAUGAAAUUGAAUGUUGUAUUCUGAUGCAAUAUUAAAAACUGUUUUACAUUAUGGAGAAAGCAAACAAAUGGGAACAGAAAAGUAAUUAAUCACAUUUUUCAAAACCUGAUAUGAAAUAAUUGUAAUGAUUUUAUCUGAUGUUGAAUUCUAUACCACAUUUAAAAGGCAGUUAAAAAGGUUUCUAUAGUGAAGGCUGUGGUUCUGUAAUGCUUGUUAUUAAAUGGUUCAUAAACAAGAGAAU